AUGCAGCUCACUCAGCUUUUUGUCGCUACCGGCCUCUUCGCCUCCUCUAUCAUGGCCGCUCCUACUGCCAGCGUUUCCAUGAUGGCCGCCGGUCCCCAAUGGACCAUGGAGAACAUGAAGCGUACCUGCAACGCCGAGAACACUUCCUGCACCUGGAACUUCGGCAUCUACCCCGGCACCGGCGCUGCCACUCCCUGCAACUACGUUGUUAAGGGCAACACUGCCUCCCACGCCAACGGUGGCCCUGUCACCUGCGGGGGAUACACCGUCACCUCCGGCUGGAGCGGCCAGUUCGGCGAGGGUGCUGGCUUCACCACCUUUUCCGUUGUCAACAACAACGCCCGCCAAAUUAUCUGGCCUGCCUACACCGACAAGCAGGUCGAGGGCGGCAAGGUUGUCAAGCCUGACCAGAGCUACGCUCCCGCUGCUCUCCCUUGA
This is a messenger RNA of Penicillium antarcticum, 438 nucleotides long. RefSeq lists its product as uncharacterized. Bases 1 to 438 code for a protein of 145 amino acids. The transcript has a single exon. Lineage: Eukaryota; Fungi; Ascomycota; Eurotiomycetes; Eurotiales; Aspergillaceae. The record is from RefSeq and is a predicted model, not a curated record.